CUUACUAGACGUCAAAGACACAUUGAGAAACGUGGUGAUCUGGUUGUGUGUUUUCAUUCCUGCUGGAUAGUUUCACGUUCAUUUCAUCAGCUGCUGCUUUUAUAUUGGAAUUAUGAUGCUGAAUACAGGCAAGGUGCACGGCGGCAUUGACCUCAUUGACCUGCUGCUCAGGAACACGGAUGAAACCACCGGUUGUCACAGCAACCAACCAUGGACUAUCGAAAAUAAUGAAACCCAGAGCCCCAGGGGAAGUUCUGCUGAUGACUUCCUGGACACCCUGCUGGGGCGGAGCGACUCCUCCUCGGCUCCAGCGUCCCCCCUGUGGUCACCCUGCACCAUCGACAGCGGCAUCAACGAGGACGCCUCGACAGAGCACAGAGAGGGCCUUCCCCCCCACUUAUGCACAGCUUUCCCAGCCUUUGACCUGUCGUCUUUCCCACAGCCUGCACUUCCAGAGAACCAGCCAUCACCAAAUGAAAGAAACUCGGACGUUUCCAUUGAUCUAGGCUGGGAGUCCGAUGACCUUCAAGAGCAGUUUGGCAUUGCACACUACCUCACUACGAGCCAAACCUCCACUCAGACUCUCACAGUGAAGGACCUGCUGCUCUCUAGCCCAGGACAGACAGCGCUGCAAUAUCCCCAGCAUUGCCUGCAGGAGCUUAUACUAAAUGAGGAUGAGAAGAAGCUUCUGGCUAGAGAAGGGGUGAACUUACCCGGAAAACUGCCCCUGUCCAAGUUUGAAGAGAAGAUUUUGAAGAAAAUCCGUCGGAAGAUCCGCAACAAGUGCUCAGCUCAAGAGAGUCGGAAGAAGAAGAGGGAAUAUGUUGAUAGUCUGGAGGGAAGGAUGUCCGCAUGUAGUGCUCACAACCUCAAGCUGCAGAGAAAGAUCCAGCAGUUGGAGGAGACCAACAGUGAUCUGCUGGAGCAGCUCAGCCGCCUGCAGGCUCUCGUUCCUAACGGCUCCGGCAAAACACACAGAGGGACCUGCAUCCUGGUUUUGCUCCUGUCCUUCUCCCUCCUCAUUCCUUCAAAUCUUCAACCAGACCCCUACAGUCAACCGAGCCAAGGAGAGUACACACAAACCAAAGUUCCGUCCCGCAACCUGCAGUCAAUGGAUGAAGGGCGGGGAGUCCCUCCUGUUUCUCUCUGCUCCGUCUCCAGGGGCGUUGAGGCCCUGUGCCGAAUGAUGGAGAAACUUUGACGCUGAACACAUCCCCCCAUGAUCACAAGCAUGGGGAAAAUCACUGAUUUACACGGGACCCCCAGGGAGAAAGACAAGCAAUAGAAAAGCAGACUUGCUUGCAUGCGCAGCAUCCAGAUGAGCAGUCUGAAUAAUUUUCAGCGUCCAUUUCCCACUGCAGAGACUGAAUGAAGUGUUAUGGUGCACUUGCCAUCUGCUCCAAAGCACAAGUAGCUAGUUAAAAAAUGUAACUGAAAUUCACCCUCUCACUCAGAUUGAGGUCGGCCAGGAGGUCAUCUAAACAUUUCUAAUUCUUCAUUAUGCCUGGAAAAUGGAGCCUAGUGGAGCAUGUAUUAUAUACAUGAUACUGCAAAAUGUAUGACAUUUUAAAAAACACAAUUGUGUACUAUACUACUACUGUAUUUGAAUACUUACUUUGAAUGUACGUCUUAUCAGAAAUGAUUUGCAUUUUGUAACGCUUCAGUGCAAUGCUGACAAAGCACAAGAGAAUUAAAAGUUUACUGAAAUAA
Gymnodraco acuticeps is the source of this 1710-nucleotide messenger RNA. Its product is annotated as cyclic AMP-responsive element-binding protein 3-like protein 3-B. Gene Ontology annotation, molecular function: RNA polymerase II cis-regulatory region sequence-specific DNA binding; DNA-binding transcription factor activity, RNA polymerase II-specific. Gene Ontology annotation, cellular component: nucleus. The transcript is spliced from 10 exons. NCBI's taxonomy places the organism in Eukaryota, Metazoa, Chordata, Actinopteri, Perciformes, Bathydraconidae. The record is from RefSeq and is a predicted model, not a curated record. Gene Ontology annotation, biological process: regulation of transcription by RNA polymerase II. The coding region runs from base 113 to 1201 and encodes 362 amino acids.